Cavenderia fasciculata is the source of this 999-nucleotide messenger RNA. Its product is annotated as NAD-dependent epimerase/dehydratase family protein. The record is from RefSeq and is a predicted model, not a curated record. The transcript has 2 exons. NCBI's taxonomy places the organism in Eukaryota, Evosea, Eumycetozoa, Acytosteliales, Cavenderiaceae. Bases 1 to 999 code for a protein of 332 amino acids. Gene Ontology annotation, molecular function: oxidoreductase activity, acting on the CH-OH group of donors, NAD or NADP as acceptor.
AUGUCAACUGUUGAAGAAAAGAAAAAGAUUGUAGUUACUGGUGCAAAUGGCUAUAUUGCUAGUUAUGUUGUAAAAUCAUUACUUUUAAAAGGGUAUGCAGUAACAGCAAUUGUUAGAGAUAAAAAUAAUGUAGCCAAAUAUGAACAUUUGGUUGAUCUGCUCAUGGAAGAUGGUAUGAGUGGUAGUUUGGAAGUUGAAUCUGGUGAUUUGGAGAGUGCAGACUAUUUGAGCAUAUUCAAGGGCAGCUAUGCAGUCAUUCACUGCGCAUCGCCCUAUGUAUACACAGCCGAUGAUGUCCAACGUGAUAUCAUCCAACCAGCCAUCGCAGGCAACUUGCGUGUCCUCGAGGCUGCCCAAGCCACCCCAUCCAUCAAAAAGGUGAUCAUCACAUCGUCGACUGCCGCCGUUACAGACCUCACCAAACAAAAAGAGGUGUAUGACGAGUCAGACUGGAACGACAGUGCAUCUGAAGCCACUCCAUACCAAUACUCUAAAGUGUUGGCUGAAAAGGCCACAUGGAACUUUAGAAAGGAAAAAGGACCAUUGGCAUUUGAAAUCAUUGUCAUUAAUCCAUCGUUUGUCGUCGGACCUGCCUUGUCGCGGACACUCAACACGAGUCUCAGCACAUUAGAGGAAGGUUUGCGUGGUGUCGGUGCCCCAUUCACCCAAAGACGUGUUGGUCUUGUCGAUGUCCGUGAUGUGGCCGAUGCACACGUCGUUGCACUCGAGUCCAAGCAAAGUUUGGAUGGCGAACGUGCCACGCUCUGCAACACUGUGAUGACGUUCCACGACGUUACCGUGCUUGCCAAGUCACUCUUCCCACACUAUACAUUUACACCUGUCGACAUGUCCACGGUACCAACUCCAUUCCAAUACAAGAUUGUCUCCAACUCCAAGGUUAAGUUGGGUCGUGACUACACCCCAUUUAAUCAAUCCAUAAGCGAAACUGUUGAAUAUUUAAUUAGAAUCAACAAAUUUAAACCUCAUCCAACAAAAUAA